Messenger RNA from Oryza sativa Japonica Group (Japanese rice), 2368 nucleotides. The record is from RefSeq and is a predicted model, not a curated record. NCBI's taxonomy places the organism in Eukaryota, Viridiplantae, Streptophyta, Magnoliopsida, Poales, Poaceae.
AAGCAAAGCAGAGAUCACGUCCUCCCAGGACUGGAGCCUGGAGGGCCAAAACCCCCCAAAUUUCCCAAGCCAACCCAACCAAACCGGCCGUCUCGUCUCCUUCGUCGUUGGCAAUGCCUCCACUGCCAGCCUAGCCCACGCUGCCCACCGCCCCACCCCCCCAACCCCAACCUCCCUCCACUCCCCCUAGCUUUCCCCCUCCACCUCGUCGUCGUCGUCAACCCACCUCACCCCCAACCCCCAACCCCAACUCCUCCUCCCCCCCAAAUCCCCCAGAUCCCGCACGCCGCCGGUGGCCGCAGCGCCGCCGCCGCCCAAACCCUAGCCGGCGGGCGGGCGCAGUAGCGGAGAUCUGGUACCGUGCCGCGAUGGGGGACUUCAACGUGGCGCUGGUGAUCGUGGCGGCGGUGGUGAGCGUCCUCGUCCUGCUCGUCAGCGUCUACCUGCUCAUCAACUACCAGCACCCCGACGACGCCAACCAGGCCUACUUCCCCAAGCUCGUCGUCGUCCUCGGCAUCACCGUCGCCCUCCUCUCCAUCCUCAUGCUCCCCGCCGACGUCGCCAACCGCCAGGCCUGCCGCCGCGCCAUCUACAGCGGCGCCUGCUCCCUCACCCUCCCCAUGAAGACCCUCUGGCUCGCCGUCUACAUCGCCGACGCCGUCCUCGUCUUCCUCGUCAUCCCCUUCGCCAUGUUCUACUACGAGGGCGACCAGGACAAGUCAGUGGGGAAGAGGCUCACCUCCGCUCUCCUGUGGGUCGCCGUCUCCGCGGUGGUUUGCGGCCUCAUCCUCGGCAUCCUAUACGGACUUGUUGGCAAAGUGGACUUCACUGUCAGGCAUCUUUCUUCAGCAGUUGAGACAUUUCCAAAUUCAUUCACUAGUUUCUCAACUGGUCAACCUUGCAUCAGUACAUCGCCCAAGCAGUGCGCAGCUUACACUGCACCUGCUAACUCUCAAACAACUUGGACAAUGCGCGCUACCUUCCCUGAAUAUGUGGUUGCUCUUGCUACCAUCGUUGGAUCUGUUCUCUUCACAAUAUUUGGUGGUGUUGGAAUUGCUUGCCUUCCAUUGGGACUUAUAUUCUCAUUUGUCCGGCGCCCAAAAGCUGUCAUUACACGCUCACAAUAUAUAAAGGAAGCAACUGAACUAGGUAAGAAGGCUCGGGAAUUGAAGAAAGCAGCUGAAGCCCUUCACCAAGAAGAGAAAAGUGGGAAGAAGGGCAGAAAAUGGCGCAAAAAUGUCAAGGCCCUUGGGAAGGAAUUAGUACUUUUAGAAGAUGACAUGAAGGCUCUUGAAGAGAUGUACCCUCAAGGAGAACAGGCUGAGGCUACCUGGGCUUUGACAGUUCUUGGUUACAUUGGAAAACUUUUAUUUGGUGCUGUCGGGUUAAUUAUAUCGAUUGCUUGGGUUGCACAUAUCGUCAUAUACUUGUUGAUUGACCCUCCUUUGUCCUCCUUCCUGAAUGAAAUCUUCGUAAAAUUGGAUGGUGUUUGGGGUCUGCUUGGGACUGCUGCCUUUGCAUUCUUCUGUUUCUAUCUCCUCAUAGCAGUGAUUGCUGGGGAAAUGAUGCUGGGUUUGAAAUUAGUUUUCAUCACCAUUCACCCAAUGAAAUGGGGAGGAACUUUGAUGAACUCGUUCCUGUUUAAUGUUGGACUCAUCCUACUUUGCUCCAUCAGUGUGAUUCAGUUCUGUGCCACAGCUUUUGCUUAUUAUGCGCAAGCAACUGCAGCUCAGGAGAUCUUUGGCCACACACUGCAAUCUCUCCGUGGAAUUAAGUAUCUCUACAAGUACAAUGUUUUCCAGUAUGGCUUUGUGGCUCUUGCGAUACUCACACUCUUUUACUAUGCAAUAUUUGGAUGGCGAAAGAGGAAACCGACAGGAAGAUUCCAGCUCUCAAAUUGAUUUGUGGUUUGUUCUGUAAGGAAGCCUGACGAAUUGAACUACAAACAUAUUUGUUCACGAGUGAUAGAUUGGUUAGCAAUGUAUAUGAUCUUUGAAACCGCUUUCUCAAAGAGCUGGAGAGUUUAUCCAUGUAAAUUAGCAACCAUGAAGUAUAAGGAGAAAACUGAGAUUUCAGUAGGGCACGGACAUGGUUGUUAAAAGCAGAACCCAGCUGCCUUUGUAAUGUACACAUUUCUCAUCGCGGCUCUUCUUUUCCUUGUGUAUUAUUAUUUUACACUUGGCUGAUGUUAUUCUUGACAAUACUGGGUCCUUCGAGGCAGAGAUGUUUGAUGUGAUCGGGUGCCACUUUGGGACCCCCUUGUUCUUUUGUUGGGUUUGUAUCGAGUUAGGUCAGUUGAUUUCUUUCAUAUGUACCAUACUGUGAUUACCAUACGAACUUCUAGAUUGUAUUAAGGAUGUCUUGAUCA